AUGGAGGCAAGAACGAGACUUGGACUUGGAGGCCAAGCUGAGCUUCUUACUCAUGCUGUGGGUUCUGGGGAUUUGAAGGCCGCGGCCAACAAGAGGAGUAAUUUGGAUUAUGAUUACCAGCACUCGUAUCACAUCUCCUCCGGCAAUAGCACUUGUUGCUUUGAUCUUGCUUUUGAUUGUCUUGUCGAGUUUGCUUAUCUUGCUGAGCUUGAGGUGUCCCACUAUAUCCGUCCCAGCAUUGGCAGAUUCAUCAAGUACCUGAGGAUAAAUGUAAGACUAUUGAAAACCCUUUUCCUGCAUGUCAAUAAGUGUUGGAAGAGGAACCAUGAAGCGCUUUCAGAGCAUGAUCAAGAGGACAAGGGUAAUAUUACAUCUGAAAGUUUGAGAUGUAGUAGCAUUUGCUUCAGAAUUCAAGAUGUGAUAAUCAAGAUGAUUCAUGAUCUUCAGUCUGCUUAUCUUCUAUACAAACAUUCUGGUGAGUCAGAUCUUGACAUCCUACAUAGUGCGCUAACCAGAUCCCUAGAAAACAUCCUAUUGUUUCUUGAGACAGAUAUCAAGAAAUCAUGCUCCAUCAUCUUCUUCAACUAUUACUCACCGGAAGAUCCACGACUAGCUAUGGAUCUUAUUCAGUCCCUUUUAGAGACUUUGGAGUGUCAGUUAUUUGGACGUCACAUGGAACCCAUUAGACGGAAGCUAAUGCCCUUAAGGAAUCUCAUUGGCUUUGCUAUAGUGCGACGUGUUGAGCGUGAGCAAUUGAUAGAUCUCUUGAAUCACGUUGCAGUUGUGGCUGCACACCUGAUUUCUGUAUGUCAGUUUGACAGCGAUAGACUGACUGCAACUUCUGUACGUGUUGAUACAAUCAAUCAAAUGGCCUUUGAAAUACAUCAGAUGAUACACAAGAAGAUAAAUCCCCUUGAUCCCCAAGCCCGAGAAAUUUAUAUCCAUGUCCUGGCAGCCUCAAAGAAACAAUCAAGAUCAUUAAACGCUUUAGUCCUUGAGGAGAAUGAGCAUUCAGUGGUUGUCGAGUUUGUUAAUUCUCUCCUGGAUUAUCUUAUGGUUAUACUAGGAUCUUAUGCUAGCUUUCAGGUUCUAGUGAAGGGUCAAAUGCAAAAACUCUACCAGGGAAUAAAGUAUCUGAGUAUCCUUCUUAAACGGGAGGAGACACUAGGUGAUAAAAUAAAGGAUCUUAUUGGAGUUGUAGUCUGUGAUGCAGGAAUUUUGAUCUUCUCCCUUUCUGUCAAUGAAAUCAAAGAAGGGUUGCCCAAGAACACAAAAAUUGGGCUGUUUCAUUUGCACAGAGUUCUCAAGUAUUUGAUGGCAGAGGUUGCACACAAUUAUCCACUAACAUCACCAUGUUCAUCACUUAAUUAUCCUAGAUGCAAUGAGUUGGGCUGUAUGGAUUUUUUCCUAGAAAAUCUCAAGGAGCUAGGAAAGAGUAAUGAGGCUGAUGAUUCAAAUGUUUUCCUAUUGGAUAGAUUCCAAAUGGUCCUGGAAGAUCUCAUAUUCUUGAGAUCUUUCCUGGAGAAUAUCAAGGAUCAGCGCUAUCAUAAUGGAAAACUUCAAGCUUUCUGGAGUCAUAUUAAGGCCCGGGAGAUUCAAAAUGGUCAAACCCAGAGAGUUAACAAGACUUCCAUUCAGAUACCAACACAACUUACUGCCGCGACACACAAUGAAGAUCUGGUGGACCUUGAUGAUGCGGUGGAAACUAUCACUCAUCGACUUACGAGAGGAUCAAAGCAGUUGGAUGUUGUUCCCAUCGUGGGAAUGCCUGGGCUAGGCAAGACCACAUUAGCCACUAAAGUUUAUACUGCUCCUUCAGUUAGGUCACAUUUCCAUGUUUGUGGCUGGUGUGUUGUUUCUCAAACAUAUAGCACUCGCAUAUUAUUAGUUCAGCUUUUGUGUAGUAUUUUUUCAAAGAGCCCUGAUGAAUUUCUUAAGAUGGGUGAAAAUGCUUUAACUCUGCAGCUAAAGCAAGUUUUACUGAGAACUAGGUAUCUCCUUGUUUUGGACGACUUGUGGGACGUUGAGGCAUGGAAUUUGUUGGAAAAAUUGUUGCCGAAUGAUGUCAAUGGAAGCAGGAUUCUCUUCACCAGCAGAUUUCAGAACUUGUCUCUACAAUCCAAACCUGAUAUCAAACCUUACCAUCUCCGCCAACUUACUGCUGAAGAGAGUUGGGCAUUGCUGCAGAAAAAGUUAUUUGACAAAGAAAGUUGUCCUCCAACACUAAGUGAAGUUGGAUCUCAAAUAGCAAAAUCUUGUAGAGGCUUACCCCUCACAAUUGUCCUUGCUGCUGGAAUUCUUGCUAAUACUGCACAAGAUUGUUGGGAAGAUGUUGCAAAAUGUCUGAGUUCUAGUGUCCUUGACAAUGAAUACUGCAUGAAGACACUUGAGUUGAGUUAUGGCCAUUUACCAGAUUAUUUGAAGCCAUGCCUUCUAUACUUUGGUUCAUUUAAAGAAGAUGAGGUUAUUAAUGUUCGAAGGUUGUUAUGGCGUUGGAUCUCUGAAGGAUUUGUGCAGCAGACUGAAGGAAAGAGUUUAGAAGAAGUGGCUUACGACCACUUGAUGUCUCUAAUUAAUAGAAGUUUAGUUCUGGUUUCCAGACAAAGAACUAGGGGUGGUGUUCAAGCUUGCCAAAUUCAUGAUUUGGUACACGAGUUUUGUGUGGAAAAAGCCAACGAAGAAAGUUUUCUGCAUAUCAUUGAUAGUCAGAAAGACCCUUUUAGUCUUACUGGACCAAGCAACCACCACCGAGUUUAUGUUCACAAUACCAGGGAAUUGAAGAUUUGGGAGUUAAUGCUAAUUUUUCCCAAUUUGCGCUCUUUGCUCUUGUUUGGAGAUAAUUAUUGGGAACCAAAAGAGGAGGAUUUGGGGAUUUUGUUGCCUAAACUUCUUAGAGUGCUGGAUUUGGGGGAUUUGAAAUUUUAUGAAUCAUUUCCGAUGGAAGUUUUAUUGCUUGUUCGCUUGAGACAUCUGGCGCUUUGUAAAACAAGAUCCAUCCCAUCUGCCAUAGACAACCUCUCAAGGUUAGAAACUCUUACCGUAAAUGGGCCGUAUCUUGAGAUUGUGCUGCCGGAUACUAUAUGGAACAUUAAGACCUUGAGUAAUCUAAGUAUUGAGCCACAUGGGACUAAAAAUUAUACUCAUGGUUUUAUUUUUCGAGUUGGAAAUCUUGAAGUAUACCCAGAUUUAGAUCAUUUAAAUACUUUAAACCUUGCAAUUGAUUCCUCUUCUAAAAGCUUGCAAAAGCUACUGACAAAGUUACCAAGCAUCCGCAGGCUAAAAUGUGCAGGACGGUUAAACCCAUGUAAAGCUACCAAAAAUUGCGAUGAGAUUCUUCAGUUUGACUGUUUGAGUCAACUAGAAUCACUACGUUUGAUUCGUCUUAGGGGAUAUGGAUUUAAAUUCCCGCUGAAUUUGAAGAAGUUGGUGCUCUCAUGGAUGAGUCAACCAUGGACUGAAAUUUCAAAAAUUGGAAAGCUGCCCAAUCUUGAAGUGCUUAAAUUACUCAAUUACUCCUUUGAUGGGGAAGAAUGGGUAGUGAAAGGGAGUUCCCUAACCUCCGAGUCUUGGAAUUGCUAA
Molecule: messenger RNA, 3579 nt
Organism: Coffea arabica (coffee)
Lineage: Eukaryota; Viridiplantae; Streptophyta; Magnoliopsida; Gentianales; Rubiaceae
Product: putative late blight resistance protein homolog R1A-10
Biological process (GO): defense response to other organism
Molecular function (GO): ADP binding
Source: RefSeq, a predicted model, not a curated record